Linum trigynum is the source of this 2475-nucleotide messenger RNA. Lineage: Eukaryota; Viridiplantae; Streptophyta; Magnoliopsida; Malpighiales; Linaceae. The record is from the annotation of a GenBank genome assembly.
UACCAAAUAGUAUCUAUGUAGAAUCCAUAUAACACUACAUUAUUUCAUAAUAGUUAUCGUUGUAAGUUGUAACCACUCGCCACUCGGUUUCAUAUCCCGUGAAUCCGAGAGCUUCCUUUCCUCGUUUUCCCUUUUUUCCUUGCUGUGUCUUUCAUCAUUUCAUGGCUGCCAAAUGGCUCUCCCAAUAGUAAGCCGCCGCAGGUUGCUCCACCAGUUGUGUCGGUCAUCGGAAACUCUGUCAAAUAGCCAUGGCCAACUCCGCUCCACCUCCAGUUCCAAGCUACUCCCUCUGGAUCUCGGACAAAGAGAAGACAGAGGGCGGCGACGGAGACUGCGGCGGGGAGAGCAAAUGCAGCUGCCUCAUGGUAGCUCUCUGUCCAUGUCUCGUUCUCAUCACUCUUAUCCUAAUCGUCGUCUCCGUAAUUCUCAUCGUCAAAUACCGCCUAUUCUGCCAUACUCCCCUCGUCUCUCACAUAUUCAAGAACCGCUGCUAGUUCCAGAAUCGAUUGCUUGUCACUUCUGUAGCUUCUCCGUUGGGGGUUCUGAUUUAGAUCUCCAAUUUCAUGAAGCUGAGGGGGAUUUAGAGGGAAAUAAUGGUUACGGCGUUAGGUCGAGCGCAGAUCCGGCGGAGGUGGAUAAGGUAUGCAAGGUGAUCGACGAAUUGUUUGUGUUAGAUCGCAACAUGGAGGCGGUUCUUGAUGGAUGUGGGUGGAUUAACUUGUCACAUGAUUUGGUUGUGGAUGUGUUGGAGAGGUUCCGUCAUGCCAGGAAACCAGCGUUGCGAUUCUUCUGCUGGGCAGGGCAGAAACCAGGCUUUGCCCAUGACUCGAGGACUUGCAAUGCUAUGAUGAGUAUACUGGCAAAGACCCGCCAGUUCGAGACUAUGGUGUCUUUGCUCGAAGAUAUGGGGGGAAAGGGUCUUUUGACUAUGGAGACGUUUCUGAUUGCUAUGCGAGCCUUUGCGGCUGCCAAGGAGAGGAAAAAGGCGGUUGGGAUGUUUGAGUUGAUGAAGAAGUACAAAUUCAAAGUUGGAGUGGAGACUUUGAACUGUCUGCUAGAUAGCCUCGGUAGGGCGAAGCUUGCUAAAGAGGCCAAAGUUCUUUUUGGGAGGUUGGAACACAGGUUCACGCCCAAUCUGCGGACUUACACUGUUUUGCUUAAUGGUUGGUGUAAGGUGAAGAAUUUAGUGGAGGCUGGGGUAGUGUGGAAUGAAAUGAUCGAGAAAGGGUUUAAACCUGAUGUUGUUGCUCAUAAUGUGAUGCUUGAAGGUUUAUUGAAGAGUAGCAAGAGGUCUGAUGCUAUCAAGUUGUUUGAGAUGAUGAAGGCCAAAGGACCAUCUCCCGAUGUCCGGAGCUACACAAUUCUGAUCCGCCAUUUGUGCAAGCAAGCAAGGAUGGAAGAGGCAGUUGAUUACUUGGAUGAAAUGGUCGAUUCAGGAUGCCAGCCAGAUGCUGCAAUCUACACAUGUUUGAUAUCCGGGUUUGGAAACCAGAAUAAGAUGGACAUAGUUUUUGAAUUGUUGAAUGAGAUGAAAGAAAAGGGCUGCUGCUCGCCGGAUGGUCAGACCUAUAAUGCCCUUAUUAAGCUCAUGACCCAAAGGAGGCUCCCUGACGAUGCUGUGAAGGUGUACAAAAAGAUGAUUCAGAAUGGGAUGGAACCCACUAUUCAUACAUACAACAUGAUCAUGAAAUCCUAUUUUCAGAUUAGAAACUAUGACAUGGGCCACACUGUAUGGGACGAGAUGAUUAGCCAGGGAUGUUGUCCUGAUGAUAACUCGUAUGCUGUCCUCAUAAGAGGGAUCAUAAGUCAAGGAAGAUCAGUCGAGGCUUGUAGGUACUUGGAAGAAAUGACGGAGAAAGGCAUGAAAAUGCCUCAGCUUGACUACAGAAAGCUUUUAGCUGACUUAUCUAGGGCUGGGGUACCAGCUGCAUUUGAAGGAUUGGCCCACAAACUAAACCUGGUGGGGAAUUUUGAGACGUCUAGUUUCUUGGGGAGAAGGCAUGAGAGAAUGAAUGACUGAUGAGUGAAGCGAAAUACUGAUCUUGGCUGCUUCCAUGGAUGUGUAGCAGAGGAAGAACAGGUGUUCUCCGUACUUGGUCAGUUUGUCUCGGAUGGAUGAUGUUUGCUUUCAUCGUUUGUAUCUCGCAUGUCCGUGCAGGAAAUCUUUGUUUUGGGACUACUAGUGUGUAGUGUCGGUCUGUUAAUGUGUGUUCCGUGUUUCUAACGUUGGCAACGGAAUCAUAGGAUGUUAAAAAGCCGCUCUUACUGGGCUACGUGUUUAUAUUGUUAACGGAGGAGAGUGUUAUACUUAUAUCUUCAGAACCGUAGGUUCCAGCUGCUGCUUUACGUCAGUUUGUUGAAUCCUGUGUUAUCGAUGUGUUGUAAAUGCCAAGUAUAGAUUGUUCUCGAGGGUUGGUUUUUUUUUAUCAAAAUCGGUGGCAAUAUUAUUAAUCAGAAGAAACGGUUACAACGCAA